AUGGGACAAUCGCUGUUGUAUUGCAACUAUGCCUUCCACCCUCUAGCGGAUUGGCCUAUGGGUGCACAUAUCAAACGUUUGGACGCCAAUGGGAGUAACUACUUGGACAAGAUCAUUACGGCUCACGAGUCAGUAAGGGAUACACUACAGAAGCCUUUCGACAGGAUGGCAUCAAAGUCAGGACUAGCGGUACAGCAUUUCACUAUAAGUCAGAAAGUCUUGAUAGAUACGCGAAAUCUAGGAGGAUAUUCCAAGUGGUCAGACAAAUUCACGGGACCAUUUACGGUAUCAGCAAUGGUGGGCAAUCGGGCUUACCUUCUCGAACUUCAAGUAAUAUGGAAAGUUCAUGAGGUAUUACAACUCAUGCUGUUGACACUUUAUCGCGAGGACCCAAAUCCCACUAGGCAGCGGAAUACACAAAAACGACUGGCAACACCCGAGCCACAGGAGGAAUUGGCGGAUGGGAACUUUCAGCCAACCUCGAAUAUACGAUCACAUAUGCGAAGUCAAGGCCCAGUGGUCGAUUAUGAACGGUCACAAACAACAACGGAACAGGCAGGACAAAGCUCAAUACCAUUCACUACUCUAUGGCUUUUCCAACAGGGAUUUUAUCAUAGAAGUAUUUUAACGGUCGAGGGUAACGUCUAG
Molecule: messenger RNA, 648 nt
Organism: Morchella importuna
Lineage: Eukaryota; Fungi; Ascomycota; Pezizomycetes; Pezizales; Morchellaceae
Exons: 1
Coding region: 1-648 (215 amino acids)
Source: RefSeq, a predicted model, not a curated record